This is a messenger RNA of Vombatus ursinus (common wombat), 954 nucleotides long. Its product is annotated as vomeronasal type-1 receptor 1-like. Lineage: Eukaryota; Metazoa; Chordata; Mammalia; Diprotodontia; Vombatidae. Gene Ontology annotation, cellular component: membrane. The record is from RefSeq and is a predicted model, not a curated record. Gene Ontology annotation, molecular function: pheromone receptor activity. Gene Ontology annotation, biological process: G protein-coupled receptor signaling pathway. The transcript has a single exon. The coding region runs from base 1 to 954 and encodes 317 amino acids.
AUGAAAUCUAAAGAUAUAAUCCUGUGUAUUGCCUUCCUCUCCCAGACAGGAAUUGGGGUUCUAGGGAAUGCCUUUCUUACUUGUCUCUUCAUCUUUGUUUUUCUCAGAGGACAUAGGUUGAGGCCUAUAGAUACUAUUCUCAUUCAACUGGCCUUGGUCAACUGCGUGGUGCUUCUCUCAAAGGGCAUCCCAAAGACAAUGACAGCUUUGGGUCUGAUGAAUUUCCUGGAUGAAAUUGGUUGUAAAAUUGUUUUCUACCUUCACAGAGUAGCUCAGGAACUUUCCAUCAGCAUGACCUGCCUCCUGAGUGGCUUUCAGGCCAUCACCAUCAGCCCUAGCAACUCCAAUUGGGCAGGGCUUAAAGUCAGAGCCAAAAAGUACAUCAUUCUCUCUAUUCCUUUCUGUUGGACUUUUCACCUGCUUUUUUGUAGCUAUACUCCUUGGGGAAUUCAGGGACCAAGGCACACCAGAAACAUCACUGAGAUACAGCAUUAUGGAUAUUGCUGUCAUGGAAUUCUUUCUGGAUUUCAACCCUCCUUAUUUGCAAUCAUUCUCUCCUUUCCUGCUGCUGUGUGUGUAGUAUUCAUGGUCUCUGCCAGUGGUUAUAUGGUGUUUCUUCUAAACAGACAUCACAAACAAGUCAAACAAGUUCACCUUACUUGCCUCUUUCCCAGAGCCUCCCAUGAGUCCAGGGCCACCAAAACUAUCCUAUUGCUACUGAGCACUUUUUUCUUCUGUUACUCACUCAACAGCAUCUUGACAACAUAUAUGUCAUUUGUAAAAUCCCCAUCCUGGUUGAUGCAUACCUCUGCUUUCAUGGCUUCAUGUUUCCCAGCUGUUAGCCCUUAUGUGCUGAUCAGCAGUGACUCACAAGUUCCCAAGUACCUCUAUGCUCUUUGUAGGAAGAAAAACCCACAUUUUGACAUUGAUAGCAGAUUGAUAUCCUCUACCUAG